GUUAGUAAGAAAAAAAAGGAGAGUGAAGAACGUGGUGGACACAAUUGAAACCUAUUUGGUGAAAUCGGGUCUUCUAAAGAAGAUCUGUUUAGUAUUUUAAAAUGAGUGCUUCGAAGUUCAUAAAAUGCGUCACGGUUGGUGAUGGCGCCGUGGGAAAGACAUGUCUUCUCAUUUCUUACACCAGCAACACUUUCCCUACGGAUUAUGUGCCUACUGUAUUUGACAAUUUUAGUGCAAAUGUGGUUGUCAAUGGACAGACUAUCAAUCUUGGACUAUGGGAUACAGCGGGUCAAGAGGAUUAUAAUAGAUUAAGACCGUUGAGUUAUCGAGGGGCUGAUGUUUUCAUUUUGGCAUUCUCUUUGAUUAGCAAAGCAAGUUACGAAAAUGUUUCGAAGAAGUGGAUUCCUGAGUUGAAGCAUUAUGCACCUGGAGUUCCUAUAGUUCUUGUCGGAUCCAAACUUGGUUAG
Molecule: messenger RNA, 467 nt
Organism: Impatiens glandulifera
Lineage: Eukaryota; Viridiplantae; Streptophyta; Magnoliopsida; Ericales; Balsaminaceae
Product: rac-like GTP-binding protein RHO1
Exons: 4
Coding region: 102-467 (121 amino acids)
Biological process (GO): regulation of cell shape; small GTPase-mediated signal transduction; regulation of actin cytoskeleton organization
Cellular component (GO): cytoplasmic vesicle; nucleus; cell projection
Molecular function (GO): GTP binding; protein kinase binding; GTPase activity
Source: RefSeq, a predicted model, not a curated record